This is a messenger RNA of Meira miltonrushii, 1886 nucleotides long. RefSeq lists its product as uncharacterized. Gene Ontology annotation, biological process: negative regulation of protein kinase activity; eisosome assembly; endocytosis. NCBI's taxonomy places the organism in Eukaryota, Fungi, Basidiomycota, Exobasidiomycetes, Exobasidiales, Brachybasidiaceae. Gene Ontology annotation, molecular function: lipid binding. The transcript has a single exon. Bases 296 to 1753 code for a protein of 485 amino acids. The record is from RefSeq and is a predicted model, not a curated record. Gene Ontology annotation, cellular component: eisosome filament; plasma membrane.
CGUGAUAGAGCACAAGAAGCAGCAACUCAAUUUCAUCAAACCGUUGGCAAUAAUGCAGGUAGCAGCGCAGGCGGCAGUGCAAAUGAUGGCAGUGGUAGAUCGGGCCUUCAAAGAGGGUGAGUGUGUUAGCAAUGACGAGAACGUACGCCACGUGGGGUUGAGAUGGCGUAAUGAGAUCUAUAACCCCGAGACGAAAUGUUAGAUUUUGGUGGCAAUGACUGACAUAUAUAAAAUCAAUUCUAUCCUCAUCUCUCAUCCUUUUUUAUCCACUUUAUCAUCUUGAUCAAACGAUUAAAUGAAACAAUCAACAAUGGCUCUCUCUACAACGGACGGCUUUCUGGCAAAUUUACAUGCAAUUUUUCAUUGUCAUGCAUUUCGAAAUCCAAAACCAAUCUCGAUCUCAAAUAGUUCGUUUAUGCCGCAUUUAUUGAGACACGGAAUUGCAUCAAUCGAUCCGAGAUUUGAACAAAAUCGAUCUUUUCAUCAAUUAUCCGGUCAUUUAAAGAGUACAAGGAUUGAACAUGAAGCUGUAGGACGUCAAACAAAAGGAAUGGCAACUGCAACAUACAAAUGGGGUCAAGAUCAAUUGGCCGAAAAACGUGAAGAUAGUGCAGGAGAUGCAGCAUUAGCAGAUGUGACUGAUCGUUUAGCAUAUAUGCUAUCUAUGAUCGGUGAAUUACACAACGAACAUGCUCAACGUGUUGAAGAUUCAAGGGCUGAUCUCAAGCGUAUUCAGAAGCUGGAAAUGGAACUGGCACCACGCAGACAACAACGUAUCAAGAUUCACAAAGAACUCUAUUCAUUGAUACCUGAACGUGCUAUACCAAAUUCGGAAAAGAUUGCGCCUUUGGAGGAGCAGCUAAAGACAUUGGAACUUGAAGAUAAAGAAAAAGAAGAGGAAUUGGGCAGACUCAAACGUGAGGCUGUACGUUCAAGUUACGAUGCACAUUUCGAUAGUAUCAUCGAAUUAGGCGAAAAGAUGGCAGUGGUUUCGCGAUACGGAAAAUUGUUAUUGGAGCAAUUGCCUGUCUAUGCACCGCCAUUCCCAACUCCACGCCAUCAUUCACGUUUACCAGAAGAGGCUGUGUGGAAGAAUGAAACGCAAGUGGCUGCUAUUCGAGCGGCUGUUGGACCGGCAGUGAAAGAUCAUAAGCCAGAUUAUACUCUACCUUAUGUGCCUAUUACAAAGGAUGCAAGUACACUUUCACGUCGUGAUACUGUCAGUUUUGCAGAAAGUAACAAGACCGAAUUGGCUGACAUGUUACAUGAAGAUGAAACAACAACAACAACUACUGACAGUCAUCCGGCCGGAUCAUCAACUUUACAACAAUCUACCGAUGAUACAGUUUCACAAUCGGUUUAUUCAAGACAAUCGUUCGUCGGUGCUGCUGCUCCAUUGUCACCUUUGCCUGAAGGUGGAUCCUUACCGCCCAAUCUAAACUUGGAACCUACCGUUCUACCAGAUCGCCGACCAUCGCAAAGUGGACUCCGACCAGAAGUUCAUUCACCUUCUGCGCCUCCAAGAUCUGUACAUGACGAGCAGUAUUCAACAGCCACAGAUGCUCCACCCGAGUAUGGCAGCAGUCCACACAAUGCCGCAAUUGCAGAUGGUGGUCCAACUUUCGCCGAAACUGGAAGUCCGAUUUCCAGUACGGAUCCAGGUCCAAUAACCGGUGUUUUGAGUCCACGUCCAAAGGGAGCAGAACGUAAACCGAUGCCAGCUUUACCGUCAGAUAACAAGCAUGUAGAAUAAUUUUUCAUUCUUAUACUCAAAUCUUUGUACAUAGGAUACCACCACUCAUGUACAAACCUUUCUCGAUUGACAUCAUUUUAUAGAUUUGACACUUAAGUGUUCAAUGUUUUCCGAAGAAUUUAUCCGUAGUUUU